Teleopsis dalmanni is the source of this 967-nucleotide messenger RNA. RefSeq names its product cdc42 homolog (gene Cdc42). Bases 136 to 711 code for a protein of 191 amino acids. Gene Ontology annotation, biological process: small GTPase-mediated signal transduction. The record is from RefSeq and is a predicted model, not a curated record. Gene Ontology annotation, molecular function: GTPase activity; GTP binding. Lineage: Eukaryota; Metazoa; Arthropoda; Insecta; Diptera; Diopsidae. The transcript is spliced from 4 exons.
CACAAGCAUUCAAUAAAAAUUUCAGUCAUACGUACUUAAAAAGUUGAUGAGAACAAUAAUUAGAGAACGGAGAGUUGAAAUAUUUUAUUAUACGAGCCCAACCCAAAAUCUGCUGUGAGAAAACAAAUAAACAGUAUGCAAACCAUUAAAUGCGUUGUUGUAGGUGAUGGCGCAGUCGGCAAAACGUGUCUUCUUAUAUCAUACACUACCAAUAAAUUUCCUUCGGAAUAUGUACCAACGGUAUUUGACAAUUACGCUGUUACCGUUAUGAUUGGAGGUGAACCAUAUACAUUGGGGUUGUUUGAUACUGCUGGCCAAGAAGAUUAUGACCGUUUGCGUCCUCUGUCAUACCCACAAACAGAUGUGUUUUUAGUAUGCUUUUCAGUUGUAAGCCCAAGUUCUUUUGAAAAUGUUAAAGAAAAGUGGGUACCAGAAAUUACACAUCACUGUCAAAAAACGCCAUUUCUUUUAGUUGGAACACAAAUUGAUCUACGCGAUGAAAGUAGCACUUUAGAGAAACUUGCUAAAAAUAAGCAAAAGCCAAUCACAAUGGAACAAGGUGAAAAAUUGGCUAAAGAACUAAAAGCUGUAAAGUAUGUCGAAUGCUCAGCCUUAACACAAAAAGGACUAAAAAACGUAUUUGAUGAAGCUAUUUUAGCUGCUUUGGAACCCCCAGAACCAUCAAAGAAAAGAAAGUGCAAAUUUUUAUAAUUUUAUAUGAUAUGAAUAUUCUUAAUGGACAAAAGUGAAGUGCUUUUUCGCAUCCAAUAUAAUUUCCAUACCAGGCAUUCAAUUAUUUAAUUUAGAUCAAAAAGUUUUAAUUUAAACAAUUUUUAACUAUUAAUAUUUUUGUUUUGAAACUUUUUGGCAAACAGUAUAAUAAUAAUAAAAACUGUAUAUUUUUUUAUACACUCUAAUUAUUUAACUAUAUUUAAUAUGAGUUUAGAAAAUAAACAAUUAUAAUAAU